Molecule: messenger RNA, 3312 nt
Organism: Ceraceosorus bombacis
Lineage: Eukaryota; Fungi; Basidiomycota; Exobasidiomycetes; Ceraceosorales; Ceraceosoraceae
Source: the annotation of a GenBank genome assembly
AUGACCGCACUCACGCUGCGAGGUGUGAUCAUGGGCAGCAUCUUUGCGACUGCUGGAGCUGCAGUGGCUCAGGUGAGUCGGUGUGGCUUGGAUAUGUUGACAUGCAGAAACUCGAGGGCUUCCAUGGCGCUGUGCUGGUAGCACACUGCCUCGCCAACCGCGCUUUGUCUGGCUUUUCAGCGUUCCUUGCUCCCUCGCAGUGCAAGUGUGUAGACUGGCGCGCUGCACACGGAGCAGGAGGCCCUACCCGCGCUGCGUAGCGCAGGGGCUUGUAUACAGUGGCCAUCGGCUUUGGAGCUGCGCAAGUCGCUUACACAAACACUCACUCGCCCCUUCUACCACCACAGACAUUUUUCUACAAGUCCAAUUCGCCCAGCUUCAGCUCCUACAUGGUCAUCUUGGUGUCCUUGCCCCUAGGACGCUGGCUCGCACGAGUGACGCCAAAAAGGGACAUUUGGAUCCCGCUCAUAGGCUACGUCGCUCUCAAUCCUGGAGACUUUUCCAUCAAGGAGCAUCUGCUGGUCACUGUGGUGUCGAGUUCAGGUGCAUCGUCGGCCUACGCAGCAGACAUUCUCAACAUUCAGGAUCUAUUCUAUCACACCAAGAUGAGCAUUCCGGCCAGUCUGGCCCUGCUGUUGACGACCCAAACCUUAGGCUUUGGCUUUGCAGGUCUGGUGCAUUCCAUCCUGGUCAAGCCCGUCGCCAUGGUGUUUCCAGGGACUCUGGUGACCACAACGAUGUUCAACACGCUACAUGGGGCGCACAGUGCGGACACCAAGCCCCGUCUUCGGUUCUUUGCCUUUGCAUUCGUUGCCAGUGAGAUCAGCAUGGCUUGCUGACUCCAACGAACUUCAGCUGACACUCGAAAGGCCUUUCACGUGCACCUCUAGUCUUCAUCUAUCAAUUCAUUCCAGCCCUCAUCAUGCCUACCCUCACUUCGGUGUCGCUGCUCUGUCUGUUCAACAACGAGUCGCGCUCCAUGCGUAUCCUGGGCUCUGGCAUGAAAGGAUUCGGACUGCUGAACUUCUCCCUCGAUUGGACCGCCGUGGGUGCUGCUGGACCUCUCUACACGCCGCUCUGGGCUGCGCUCAAUUACUAUGCCGGCAUCAUGGGAGCCAUGUUCGUAGUCAUGCCAUGCUUGUACUUUCUCGUGGGCGAACAUGGCUUUUGGGACGCGCAAAAAUUCGACGCGCCGCUCGGGGCGGGAUUGUAUGGAGGAGACUACAAAAAGUUCAACGUGUCGAGCGUGCUGGAUAGCAAGAAUAUGCUCGACCCUACAAAGUGGAAACAGAACUCGCCUCUGCUGCUCACGCCAUGGGUGAGUCUGGGAGGUGCGAGAGAGAGUCGCGCAGGUGACGAUCACUGGCUAAGGCUUCGUUGUCCAUCUUGCCCUGUCUGAUCAGUUUGCGCUGUGAGUGCACGCUUCUCAGGGCUAGACAGUAAGCCGUCUGCUCACCUGCUACUUCGCGUGCAACAGCUCGUACGGUAUCUCCUUUGCGACGCUCACCUCCAUGAUCACGCAUGUGGUGCUCUGGCAUCGAAAGGACAUUAUGAAAGCCAUCUUUGCUCCGCCUGGGGAAGAUAUCCACAAUCGCCUGAUGAAGGCGUACCAACCAGUCCCCAAGAGGUGCGGAAGGUGCAUCGUCGCGGCGGAUCAUCGUCCACUUACUGAUCACCUCGAGCGCUUCUUCGCCCUAGCUGGUACGUUGCUACCUUGGCAAUCAGUCUGUCUACUGCCAUUCUGCUCGUAGCGACCUCGCCCCUUCAGAUCACUGUCAGUCAAUCCUGGGCAGACAUUUCCGCGCGCGCUGGCAUAGGCCAUGCUGACGAGAAUUCACGUCGGCAGGUCACGGGUCUGCUACUAGCCGUCUCUAUCGCACUGAUCUUUUUGGUGCCUGUAGGUCUGAUCAAAGCAGUGUCGGACACCGUCAUUGGUCUCAACGUCGUCACCGAAUUUGUCGCUGGAUUGCUUUGGCCUGGAAGACCAGUGGGAAAUGUCGCUUUCAAAUGCUAUGGGUACAUGGCCAUGUCGCAGGCUCUGGACUUGACAACGGACCUCAAGCUUGUGGGUGGUCGUGUCUCACGUUUGACUCGCGGAAGCCAACUUGGCUGACAAGAUCUAUCGACGCUCGCGGCAGGCGCAUUACAUGAGUGAGUACGAGCGGCCGCUCUAGAAAGGGUGCACGGCAUCAAUCUCAUCCUCGCUCGUCGUGUGAGCGGCAGAGAUUCCCCCUAGACACAUGUUUGUCGCGCAGACGAUUGGAACUGUCAUUGGUUGCUGCGUCAAUCUAGUGAGUACGUUUGCAAACAGCGACGCAUAUCACAGAUGCUGAAAUGUACCCCCAUGCUACUGCCUUUGAUUCAGGCCGUCGUGCGCUUGAUCCUCAGUCCAGAUGCAGGCUAUCGGGUCUUUCUCACUGGAGAAAAAGUGGAUCCGACAGGUCAAUGGGAUGGUAGAAAGGUGCACAUCUUCUACAGCGCAUCCAUCAUCUGGGGCGCCAUUGCACCAGCUCGGUUCUUCGUGGGCAACUACGUCAAGCUCUACUUUGGCUUUCUCAUAGGUUUCCUCUUGCCCGUCCUUCCUUGGCUGCUCAACAAGCGCUUCCCGAGGAAAUGGUGGCAGCAGAUCAACUUUCCCGUGCUGCUUCAUGGCGCGGGUCUGCCGCCUCAAGUACCCACCAAUGUGAGCGAGCUGAAGCCACGCCUGGACAAAGCAGGAAAGAAAAAAUCAAAAAAGUGUCUUGCACUAAAGUUUGCGCCCUUUUGCUCUGUCAACCCCUUCUGCACAGAUCAUCUCGAGCGGCUUUAUAGCGGCCAUCUUUUCGCAGUAUUGGAUGCGCAAACAUCAUCCCAAAUUCUUUGCGAAGCGCAAUUACGUCCUUAGCGCUGCUUUGGAUGCUGGCAGUGAGCGUCUUGUUCAUCGAGCCGAAUUUCGAGUUUGCAUGAUGAAAGUGACUUGCACAUUGCGCGCGCCUGACCUUCGCACCCUCAUUCCACUUGCAGCAUCCAUCAAUGCCCUCGUGCUCUUCUUCAUGUCCGUCACCAUUCUCAAGGUGGUGCCGAUGCCUAGGUGGUGAGUGUUGGGAGGGAGAAAAGCGAGCGCAACAAGGAACCUGCUGAUCAUCUUGUCGACUUUUUCCCCGCGCCUCGACGCACUCGCACUUUUUUGUCUUGUAUUUUCCUCACUCCUGCCACCUUCCUUUGCGCCCUUUUUCUGACGACGCGUCAUCGCACGAGUUUAGGUGGGGCAAUCCUGCUGCGGAUUCGGAACAUUGUCUGCCUGCAGGAGGCACCAAUGGUCCAGCUUUCUGA